UUCUAUUUAGAAUUAGCAGUCCUCGUAUCACCCGUUUGGUUCACGGGUUUGUGAUUGUACUAGGUAGCUAGUUUGGCAGCGCAGUAACCCCGCUGUGCGGUUUGUAACUAUAUCAUAAUGUUUACUCGUGUAUUAUGGAGAGGCAGAAGUUUCCAUGGUGUACUGUUCGGCCUCGGUCUCGCUGCAAUUGCAGCCCGACGUGCUGAAGAGACAGGGACUGGAGAGGAUGGUGGGCAGAGGAGAAGGAAAGGCCCUGGGGCCUAUAGCAGGGCCGUGGAGAGAAGCCGAGAGCAUCUGAGGAGGGUGAAGGAUGAGGUAGGGUCCCCAGGAAUUGUAGUGGGUGUCUCCAUAGAUGGAGAAGCUGUAUGGACAGAAGGUCUGGGUUUUGCUGAUGUGGAGAACCGGGUGCUAUGUACAGCAGACAGUGUUAUGCGAGUGGCUAGUAUCAGCAAGUCUUUCACUAUGGCAGCCUUGGCAAAGCUAUGGGAGGAGGGCAAGCUGGAUUUGGAUGCACCUGUACAGAAGUAUGUGCCAGAAUUCCCAGAGAAGGAGUUUGAAGGUGAAAAGGUGACAAUAACUACAAGACUAUUGGUUUCACAUAUGAGUGGCAUCAGGCAUUAUGAGAAGGACAUUCAGAAAAUCAGGAAUAAACUUGCUAACAAAUCUUUAGAGCUUGGAUCCCCAGCUGGCCAGAAGCAUGUAACGGAUAAAACAAAGCCAUACACUGAGCAGGAGAGAGAGGUUAAGAGCAAAGAUAACAAAGAGCAGAACCUAAAAGUAUCCCGGAAAUGUAAUGUACAAGAACCAGAGGAGUUUUACAUCAAGAAGAAAUAUGACACUGUGAUAGAUUCUCUGGACCUAUUCAAAAAUGAUCCUUUGGUUUUUAAACCAGGGACCCAGUUCCUGUACUCCACCCAUGCUUGGACUCUCUUAAGUGCUAUUGUGGAACGAGCCUCAGAACAGAAGUUCCUAGACUACAUGCUGAAUAUGUUUAGAACUCUGGGUAUGAAGAAUACAGUGCCUGAGGAACACGAGCCCAUCAUUUACAACAGAGCUAGGUAUUAUUCUUUCAAUCACAAGAAGCGCUUGGUGAAUAGCCCCUAUGUGGACAAUUCAUGUAAGUGGGCAGGAGGCGGGUUUCUUUCUACAAUCAAUGACCUCUUACUCUUUGGAAAUGUUUUAUUGUAUAGUUAUCAAACUCAGGAUGCACCUCACCUUCUGCCAGGAUACCUGAAACCAGAAACCAUCUCCAUGAUGUGGAGUCAAGUGCCAAAUACAGAAAUGUCCUGGGACAAGGAUGGCAAGUAUGCCAUGGGCUGGGGGACAGUGGAAAGGAAGCAAGAGUAUGGUCAGUGCAAGUAUCAAAGACAUUACGUUUCCCACACAGGAGGAGCCGUGGGAGCCAGCAGUGUCAUACUUAUCCUGCCAGAAGAGGAGAUUCCUACUAAGAUGAAAAAUCAGUCAGUCAUUCCACCAAAAGGGAUUGUAGUGACCAUAAUAGCCAACAUGCAGGGUACUGGGCUGAACAGCACAGCCUUGAAGAUUGCACUGGAGUUUGAGAAAGAGAAAUCAGCAUAGUUACAUAUGUUUUACACAAUGCAAGGUGCAAUGUUGAUGUUGGGAAGAUUUCUUUUGAUGGAUGAUAAUUUAAUCAAAGCUUUUGUAUGCAUUUAUUGUACAGGAAAAAUGUUCUGCACUAUAAAAAAGUGCUUAUUCUGUGUGCAAGAGGCAUAAACUUCUUAUCACACUUUUUUCUGAUUCAUUGUUGCAGACCAUCAAAUGUUUAGUAUUAAUUUAAUUAUAUGAGGAGAAAAGGAAAUGUAAAUUUGUAUUCGUCAGUUGUCUAUUAACUACAGAAGGCCAUGACACUACUUGUAUGAAACCUCCCAUUAACCAAGAGAGCAUAUGUGUGGCAUUCUGGCAAACAUGCCACAUGUAUAUUAUGCCAUAGCACAAGCAGUUCUGGUUAGUUUUACAUUGCCCACAUUACAGAGAGUUAGUGCUGUAACAUUGUGUUAAAAAGAUGAUGAUGCCUUAAGCUGGAUAAGUGGUGGAGGAGACUAAUUUAAUCAGAUAAUUAAAUUUACUUAGGAUUAACAGUCCUAUUUGCUAAAUAUAAAGAGCCAAGGAAUAAACUGGGACCUAUAUCUAAUUAUGUUUCAGUAACCAGUAGCAAUGAUUAAAGCAUUGUUUCAAAUUCUGUUGUGUGAAUUUUAAAGAUUAGAUGUGAUAAAAAAAUAUUUUAAAAAGCACAGCCAUCUAGCAAUACAAAUUCUCAUAAUUGGGACUAUGCUUCGAGUGUCCUUGCAUUUUUUAUAUUUUAUUUUUAAAUGUUUUUGAAUAAAGGAUUGUUUUUAUCCUA
This is a messenger RNA of Bombina bombina (fire-bellied toad), 2362 nucleotides long. RefSeq names its product lactamase beta (gene LACTB). The transcript is spliced from 6 exons. Lineage: Eukaryota; Metazoa; Chordata; Amphibia; Anura; Bombinatoridae. The record is from RefSeq and is a predicted model, not a curated record. The coding region runs from base 118 to 1578 and encodes 486 amino acids.